AUGCAGUUGAAAGGUUUGAAGACGUUUCAGUGCACGCGAGCGAUUGCGGAGGAGCACUAUCGCGACUUGUCUUCGAAACCGUUUUUCAAAGAUCUCGUCGAUUAUAUCAUUUCCGGGCCGGUCGUGUGCAUGAUUUGGCAAGGCCCGACUGGUACCGUAGCCGCCGCGAGAAAGAUGAUUGGAGAAACGAAUCCUUUAGAGUCUUUGCCUGGGUCUAUCCGCGGCGACUACGCCGUCGAGGUUGGCAGAAAUAUUAUCCACGGUUCCGACUCGGUCGAUUCCGCCGAGAGAGAAAUCAACUUAUGGUUUGCGGACGGGAACGGCGUCGUGGACUGGCAAAUGACGAACAACGGUUGGAUUCGCGAAUAA
Messenger RNA from Bathycoccus prasinos, 369 nucleotides. Its product is annotated as nucleoside diphosphate kinase. The transcript has a single exon. The coding region runs from base 1 to 369 and encodes 122 amino acids. Gene Ontology annotation, biological process: UTP biosynthetic process; GTP biosynthetic process; CTP biosynthetic process. Gene Ontology annotation, molecular function: nucleoside diphosphate kinase activity. The record is from RefSeq and is a predicted model, not a curated record. NCBI's taxonomy places the organism in Eukaryota, Viridiplantae, Chlorophyta, Mamiellophyceae, Mamiellales, Bathycoccaceae.